Myripristis murdjan (pinecone soldierfish) is the source of this 3876-nucleotide messenger RNA. RefSeq names its product Rho GTPase activating protein 11A (gene arhgap11a). The record is from RefSeq and is a predicted model, not a curated record. Gene Ontology annotation, biological process: signal transduction. Gene Ontology annotation, molecular function: GTPase activator activity. NCBI's taxonomy places the organism in Eukaryota, Metazoa, Chordata, Actinopteri, Holocentriformes, Holocentridae. The transcript is spliced from 12 exons. The coding region runs from base 393 to 3254 and encodes 953 amino acids.
AACAGCCUGUGAGCCUUGACGAGCCAGUGCACAAUGCAGGUAGUUAGCUAACUUAACUUAAUUUCCCAGUGAUAGGAAGUGGGUGAAACGGUAGAAAUGAAACAGUACACAGUUUGAGAAGAGGUAUAGUAUAGUGUCGUGUUGUAUGGCAACUGGAAGCGAAUUUCUUUAUCGAGAGAAGCUUUUUAAGGUUUCAUCAAGAAUGAAGAGGAUACCAGGGUGAAUCAACGUUGGCUCCCAGGAGAAAGUGAUAGAAAGACUGUUUGGGAUAGUGUCGUCGCGGAUUUCGCCAACGGUUGUUUUGGUCCUGGCAGAGGAGCGUGAAUGACUCGGAAGUUGCUUUACAAAGGCAGUUUGAAAAGUACGCGGAAGGUGAUUUGAGUGAAGUGAAAAUGAAGGUUAUGGAGAGAAAUGUGAUGCGUUUGGUGGCUGUGCAGCACCUGCGUGCAGCGUACGGGAUCAAGACAAAGAACUGGAACAAAAACAAAGCAGUCAGCUGCAAGUCAACAGCCAGCCACUCGGCAAAGGUUUUUGGCGUACCGUUGGAGAACUUACCACACUGUAAUACAGAAUGUGGUGAUGUGCCAAGCUUUCUGGUUGAUGCUUGCAUGAAACUACUGGCGCAUGUAGACACAGAGGGCCUGUUCAGAAAAUCGGGGUCCAUUGUUCGUCUGAAAGCUCUCAGGGCGAAAUUGGAUGCGGGUGAGGAGUGCCUGUCCACCGCACUUCCCUGUGAUGUUGCUGGUCUGGUGAAGCAGUUCUUCAGAGAGCUGCCAGAGCCUGUGCUACCCACAGAGCUGCAGGACGCCUUCCUCAAGGCCCAGCAGCUCCCCACUGAUGAGGACAGGACCUCUGCCACCAUGCUGUUGUCUUGUGUACUGCCUGACAGAAAUUUGAGCAUUCUGCGUCACUUUCUCAACUUUCUCCACAAUGUCUCUCAGAGGAGUGCAGAGAAUAAGAUGGACAGCAGUAACUUAUCUGUGAUCUUGGCUCCUAACCUUCUGCACUCUGGAGAUGGUACCGAGAAGAUGAACGCCAGCACAGAGAAACGCCUCAAGCUACAGGCAGCAGUAGUCCACUGCUUCAUAGAGAAUGCUCACAACUUUGGUGUGUUGCCGCAGCUCCUCAUGGAGAAGGUUCCAGCCAUGAUGGGCUGUGACACUAAUCCUCUGUCCCCUGUUCAUGAUGAACACGAGGAGCUGGACAUAAACUCAGGGAUGAAGAGACGCAGGCGCAGCUUAGGAGUCUUUGCUUCUGCCACUCCUGUGAUUGCAACACCAAACUCCAAGCGAAAACUUCCUUUGGAAUCGGGUCAGAGUUUUGGAUUCUCAAACAAGAAGCGCAGAUCCAUCAAAAAGAAUCUUGGUAUAGACUUGCUUCCCAAUACUAUGUUCAGUGGGACCUCUACUCCUGGAUCAGCACACAGUAUGUCAGAGGCCUUGGACUCCUCCCACAAUGCCUUGUCCUCAGCAGGGAGGCAACCAGCUACCUCUGCAAGGAGGAAGAGCCGACGACUGAGCAACAGGCAUGUGGUCAGCAGAGUUGAAUCUGGAAAGGCUGGUUGCUUUUCUCCUAAGGUCAGCAAAAAAGAAGCACCACGCAAGUCUCUGCGCUUGCGCUUUAGCCUGGGGAAGAGCAGUAAAGAUGCUGGAUCUGAGUCCAUUGGCUGGCGACUUGCCACACAGGAGAACACUACCAGCUUUCGCAUCAAAGACACAGACUUCAGCCCGUCUGUUCUGCGUAACAGAAGCGAGACCAAGAGCUCUAAGUACAUCAGUAAGUCUGAAAACAACUUGCUGACUCCCCAAUGUGACUCAAGUGCCCACCGGACCUCAUGGAAUGGGGACACCCCUGACAGAGCCCAGGCUUUUGGCGGGGGGUCUUUCACGGAUACCCCCAUGAACAUUUUCCUUAAGAGCAACUAUGUGUCUGAGCCUGCCAUCGUCAUAGCUAAGCCCCCAACAGGAGCCAGCCUCCCAAAGAAGCUGUGUUGUGCUUCCAGUGCAGAGAGCCUGGAGAGUGAAGGCUCCCUCACUGAAGUACAGAGCCAAACCGGUCCCACCCUGCUGAAAAUUAAGAAGGCCUUCACAGAAUCAGGCAGUGACAUCCAGGCUGUCAUACAGGACCGCGGCAACUCUACAGCAGAGAACAUGACAAAACCUCCUGAGAGUAUCCUGAUGCCUCCACCAGAGACUCCAAUCAAAGUUCUGUCUGUAGACACAGAGUCUUCAGGCUUCCCAAACCAACAGAGGCAGCUGGCUAUGGACCAAAACAUCACUUUUGGCCAGAUCGAAAUUGCCCCAUUGUCUCCUUUGCAUAUAGACAGUGCGCUGUUUGAGAGUGUUGUGUAUUGUAGUCCAGCAGUAAAGGCUGAUGAGGGUUCCCCUUGUGAUGCUGCUGUCAGCAGCCAUAAUAGCUCUGUGGUUUGCGAGACUGAGGUUGGUCAUUUGAAUAGCAGCAGGUUAAUUGAUGCUCUGGACAUCCAGAGUCCUGCUCAUUUCAAACUGGGUGUCUCCUCGGGGCUGCAGUCCACUCCAUACAGAUUAGGUCUUGAAGUCAGCACACCUAGAGCUGGUAAUAAGAUGGGUAUGGCUCAUGAAAAAGUAGCAUUGUCACCAGAGAUUGGCACCAAAAUUCAGCAGCAACAGUCUCCCUCACUGGAAGACCUGGUAGCCCAAAAGUCUACCGUGGCAGACCACAUUCAGCACUUCAACAUGCUCACCCUUUAUUCACCCAAAGCUGCUAAGGCCCGACAACAGAGGUCACCCCUCAAAUUCCAGCGUACCCCUGUGCGUCAGUCUGUCCGUAGAAUAAACUCUCUUCUGGGAGAGGGCCGCAGACCAACUAGAAAUGUGGCACUCUCCACCAGUCACAGAGGCCCUGUGGUGAAGGCAAUAAGCCUGGAAAGUGGCCUUUCCCCUCGCCCACACCUCCAGCCUUAUCAGGGAGAAUCAUCAGUGAAACUAUCAAAUAACAUUUGUGCCAUAAAGAAACCGCCACCAGUUCCACCUAAAAAAACAAGCACCUCAGCACGUAAACCCACAGCUUGUGCUCUGGGUGAUGUGACUAAUAAGGUCCAACCCAAGGGCAAAGGAGAGUUCUGUGACCCUGCCAGUAAGAUUGAUCCUACAGGAGCUCAGAAGUCUCUUGUACAGCAGGUAGCAGAUAAGGAUGUUCACUAUUACAGAGGUUCCCCUAGAAACCCUCUCAACCAAGGACGGUUGUUGUCUGCCACUAAACCGAUAGACUUAUAGUACAUUCAGUCUCUUCCUUUGUCUACUUUGUUUCUUUUCUAUGCAGGGCUCCUUAUAUUGUAAGACGGUAUAUGUUUAAAACAUUCAGUUUGAUUAUCCAUAGUUUUCAGGGCUUUAAUUUAUUUUGACCUAGAUUCUAUUUGUUAUGUUAGGGUCUAAUGGGAAAUAUUUUUAUGCUGUUGCCUUAAACUAGAUAUGGUAUUGACAUAUCAGCCCUACAACAUUGUAUGGUGGUUUCCAAGUGUUUAGAUUGCAGUGUUUGUAUUGCCAGCCAAAUGAUGUGCGAUUGAUGGUAUGACUGAAAUUUUUUAGAUCUAAGUCUUAUGCUUUUAUUUAUAUCUUUUAGUUGGAUAGAUGUUAAAAAAAAAAAAAUCUGUUUACUGGGCGGCAAGUUAAAGCUUUUUUUUUUUUUUUUAUUACAGAAUAUUUUCUUACUGUUUUGUCACACACAAAAUGUUUUCUUUAAAAAAAGCACCUUUGUUGGAUUUUAUGAUUUAUUUGCCAAGCAGUAUUGAUCAAAUACGUUGUCCAUUGCAGUUGCUCAAUUUCAAAACUAUCAACAAAUUAAGACAUUGCCAUGUGAACUGCACCAGACAAUAAAGCCAAACAGCAUUUAAAUUAA